Trametes versicolor FP-101664 SS1 is the source of this 3110-nucleotide messenger RNA. Its product is annotated as copper P-type ATPase CtaA. NCBI's taxonomy places the organism in Eukaryota, Fungi, Basidiomycota, Agaricomycetes, Polyporales, Polyporaceae. Gene Ontology annotation, biological process: copper ion homeostasis; monoatomic cation transport. The transcript is spliced from 4 exons. The record is from RefSeq and is a predicted model, not a curated record. Gene Ontology annotation, cellular component: membrane. The coding region runs from base 1 to 2952 and encodes 983 amino acids. Gene Ontology annotation, molecular function: ATP hydrolysis activity; P-type divalent copper transporter activity; ATP binding.
AUGGCGGGCCUUUCUGCCGCAUUCAACAGCCUCCUUGGGACUCCUCGCACGCCCACGUCUGGCAAACUGGAGCUCCCUGUGGGCGAACAUGAACCUUUGGUUGCUGCAGGCGGGCCUGCGUCAGAGAAAUGCGAGCUGAGAAUCGAAGGCAUGACUUGCGGAGCAUGCGUCGAGUCUAUAGAGGGUAUGCUGCGCACACAACCCGGCAUACAGUCGGUCAAGGUCGCACUACUCGCGGAACGGGGCGUAGUGGAAUACGAUCCAGCCGUUUGGGAUGCGGACAAGAUCAUCGGGGAAAUAUCUGACAUAGGUUUCGAUGCUACUCUCAUACCCCCAACACGCGCGGAUGCCAUCACCCUUCGCAUAUACGGGAUGACAUGUUCAUCAUGCACAUCAACGGUAGAGACGCAAUUGGGAGCAAUGCCCGGAGUCACCAGCGUCGCCGUCUCGCUCGCUACGGAGACCUGCAAAGUAGAGUUCGACAGGACAAUGGUCGGGCCUCGGGAGCUGGUAGAGCGGAUAGAAGAGAUGGGCUUCGACGCCAUGGUCUCCGAUCAAGAAGACGCGACUCAGCUGCGGUCGCUCACCCGGACGAAGGAGAUCCAGGAGUGGCGGUCGCGCUUCCAGUGGAGUCUUGCCUUCGCGAUUCCAGUCUUCUUCGUCACUAUGAUCGCGCCGAAGAUCCCCUUCCUCGCGCCAAUUGUCGAGUACCAGCUGUGCCGCGGCAUCUACGUCAGUGACGUCGUGGCGUUCAUCCUUACGACCCCGGCUCUGUUCUGGCUCGGACAGAAGUUCUACCGGAACGCGUACAAGUCGCUGAAGCACGGGAGCGCCACCAUGGACGUGCUCAUCGCCAUUGGGACGUCGUCCGCGUACAUCUACUCCAUCGGCGCCAUGUGCUUCGCGGCGUACAACCGGGAGCUGGACUAUCACCCCAUGGUCUUCUUCGACACCAGCACGAUGCUGAUCAUGUUCGUGUCGCUGGGCCGGUACCUCGAAAACCGGGCGAAGGGCAAGACGAGCGCCGCGCUGACUGAUCUCAUGGCGCUUGCGCCGUCUAUGGCGACAAUCUACACCGACGCUCCGGCGUGCACGCAGGAGAAGAAGAUCCCCACGGAGCUGGUCUCAGUCGGCGACACGGUGAAACUCGUGCCUGGCGACAAGGUCCCCGCGGACGGAACAGUCUUGCGUGGGACCUCUACCGUGGACGAGAGCGCGGUCACGGGCGAGCCGGUCCCCGUGCUCAAGCAGAUCGGAGACAGCGUCAUUGGAGGCACCGUCAACGGGCUCGGGACGUUCGACAUGGUCGUCACGCGCGCGGGCAAGGACACCGCGCUCGCGCAGAUCGUGAAGCUGGUCGAGGACGCGCAGACGUCGAAGGCGCCGAUCCAGGAGUUCGCGGACAAGGUCGCGGGGUACUUCGUGCCGAUGGUCAUCUCGCUCUCGCUCAUCACCUUCGCGGUGUGGAUGGUGAUCUCGCACGUCGUGGACGAGAACGCGCUCCCCGCGCUGUUCCACAAGCACGGCGCGUCGAAGCUCGCGAUCUGCCUGCAGCUGUGCAUCUCCGUCGUCGUGGUCGCGUGCCCGUGUGCGCUCGGACUGAGCACGCCGACCGCGAUUAUGGUCGGGACCGGGAUGGGCGCGAAGAACGGGAUCCUGAUUAAGGGCGGACGUGCACUCGAGGCGAGCCGAUUCAUCAAGCGGAUUGCUCUAGACAAGACGGGCACGGUCACCGAGGGCAAGCUUACUGUCGCGGCGCUCGCGUGGGCGCCCUCGAGCGAUCACAGCGACCUGCACGGCUAUACCGCCGACGGCGACGUCCCGCUGACCACGAAGUGCGUCGGGAACGCGACGCGCGCGGACGUGAUUGCGAUGGUUGCGGCGACGGAGGCGCGCUCGGAGCACCCGCUCGCGAAGGCGGUCGCAGUGCACGGCAAGGAGCUGCUGAACAAGUCGAUGGUGCCCAUCCCGGAGGUCGUGAUCCACACGUUCGAGAGCGUCACCGGUGCAGGUGUGAAGGCCGAGAUCGGGCUCCCGGGCGGAAAGGGCCAGUGCACGCUGUUUGUCGGAAAUGCGCGGUUCAUCCUGCAGACCGGCGACGCGCAGCUCCCGUCCACGCUCGCGGCGUUCGACUCGGAGGAGUCGCACCGCGGCCGCACGUCCAUCUUCGUCUCGAUCUCGACGUCUGGCAAGCCGCCGGUGCCCAUUCUGGCGAUCGCGCUCGCGGAUGCGCCGAGGCCGUCGUCGAUACACGCGAUCAGGGCGCUGCAGAACAUGGGCAUCGAGGUGAACAUGCUCACGGGCGACGCAAAGGCGACGGCGCUCGCUGUUGCGAAGCAGGUCGGGAUCAAGCCGGAGAACGUGUGGGCGAGCAUGAGCCCGAAGGGCAAGGCGUCGGUCGUGACUGAGCUCAUGGAGAAGUACGGCGGUGGCGUGGCUAUGGUCGGUGACGGCAUCAACGACUCCCCAUCCCUCGUCGCCGCGUCUGUCGGCAUCGCUCUGUCUUCCGGAACGUCCGUCGCGAUCGAGGCGGCGGACAUCGUGCUCAUGCGCUCCGACCUGCUCGACGUCGUCGCGGCGCUGCACCUCUCGCGUGCGAUCUUCGCGACGAUCCGGCGCAACCUCGUCUGGGCGUGCCUGUACAACGUGCUCGGCAUCCCGCUCGCGAUGGGCUUCUUCCUCCCGCUCGGCGUGAGCCUGCCGCCGAUGGGCGCGGCCGCGGCGAUGGCGUUCUCAUCCGUGAGCGUCGUGACGAGCUCGCUCGCGCUGAAGUGGUGGGUGCGCCCGGCGGAGAGCCUGAUGCCCGGGGAGAGCGUGCAGCACGAGACGAUGUUCGACAGCGCGCGGGAGGCGGUGCGCGACGCGUGGGAGUCGGUGCGCGGCCUGGUGGGCUCGCGGCGGGAUGUGUCGGGGUACAGCCAGCUGCCGGUGGAGAUGAGCGAGGCUGUAUGAUAGAUUCAGACUGGGGUUCCGGCGUCGGACGGUCCGUGUGCUCGCUCGUUUUGCGUCUCGAUCUAACUUACUUAGUAUGUGGUGUCCGUUCGACCUUCUUGGUUUGCAUGAUGUAAUUUUACCUGCUGCAGUUGGAAUAUUGGAAGUAUCGAUAAUUG